This is a messenger RNA of Bombyx mandarina (wild silkworm), 4927 nucleotides long. It is a transcript of the gene TBCD, whose product is annotated as tubulin folding cofactor D. The record is from RefSeq and is a predicted model, not a curated record. Gene Ontology annotation, biological process: bicellular tight junction assembly; microtubule cytoskeleton organization; adherens junction assembly. Gene Ontology annotation, molecular function: GTPase activator activity; beta-tubulin binding. NCBI's taxonomy places the organism in Eukaryota, Metazoa, Arthropoda, Insecta, Lepidoptera, Bombycidae. Gene Ontology annotation, cellular component: lateral plasma membrane.
AUUCCUAAAAGUUGAAGAUAUGAGCUUUAUUUACGAAAUUUAGUGCUUAGUAAUUCAAAUCAUUAAUAAUAACUCACGAAGUCAAACCUUUUUCGCGAAAAGAGUACAUAAAAGAAAAAAAAUGGUGGGGUUAGACUCUGAGAUUAACCGGGAUGACGAAUGUGAUAAUAUUGGGCUGGGAUGUGCACUCGAAUACUUUUCAGAGGUCGAGGAUGUGAUGAACAUGAUUGAUAAUGUAAAAAAUGUUUAUAACACCUCUGCUUUUGAAGUGGAGUACGAUAAACUUUACACAAUACUUAAACAGUAUUAUGAACAACCACAUCUGUUGGAUCCACAUUUAGACAAAAUUCUAUCGAAAUUUUUGUUACUUAUCAAAGAUAAAGAUUCCCCUUUCGAACUGAAACAUGCAACUUUUAAUUACAUGUACCAAAUCAUAAGAGUUCGAGGCUAUAAGGUGGUUGUUAGACAUCUUCCACAUGAAGUGUCUGAUUUGCUGACUGUAUUGGUAUUUUUGGAAGCUCAAAAUCCUGAUGAUAAGGAAACAUGGAGAAGCAGAUUUGUCUUACUGUUAUGGUUGUCAAUUGUUGUUAUUAUUCCAUUUCAUAUGAGUCGCCUAGAUGGAUUCGCUCCUGGACAACCAGAAGCAGGCACUUCGAAAAAAUUAACAGUCAUGGAAAGAAUCUUUAAUAUUUGUAAAACAUAUGCACUUAGCAAAGAUUCAUGUGCUGAAGCCAGUGCUUAUUUAGCCUCUAAAUUUUUUACAAGGUCAGAUGUGAAAGAAUUAUAUAUGGGUGCAUUCUUUGAUUGGGCCUGUGAGCUGAAUUCAAAUUUAAAUGAAGAGAACACUAUACACUACGGGGUUUUAGCUGCUGUUGCAGCUGUUCUGAAGCACGGGAAAAGAGAUGAUUUACUACCAUAUGCACCUAAAUUACUUGAAUGGGUUACGAACCAAAACUAUAAGCAUCAUAAUGCUAUGCUUGUUAGAAAAUAUGGAGUUAAAAUUGUCCAAAGAAUUGGUUUAACAUUUCUGCGUCCAAGAGUAGCUGCCUGGCGGUACACUCGUGGUUCAAGGUCUUUAGCGGUUACUUUAGGUGGAGCAGCGGCAGCUGGCGAUACGGAAACGAUUACUACUCCUCCUGACGAUGAUGAUGAUCAAGACAUUCCUCAAGAGGUUGAAGAUGUAGUAGAACUAUUAUUGUGUUCACUAAGUGAUGACGAUACAGUAGUUCGUUGGUCGGCCGCGAAAGGAGUGGGGAGAAUCGGUGCACGUUUACCUGCGAUAGCCGCUGCUGAUGUAUGCGAAAGUGUGUUAGGACUGUUUGCAGAAAAUGAACGUGAAACUGCCUGGCAUGGUGGGUGUAUGGCACUGGCUGAACUAGCACGGCGCGGUCUCUUGUCUCCGAGGCAAGUGGGGGCCGGCAUGGCGGGGGUAGUGCGUGCGCUGCGCAGGGACGAGCCGCGCGCGGGUGGCGUGGGGGCGGGGGGCGGCGGGCGGGCGGCCCGGGACGCAGCGUGUCACGCCGCCUGGGCCUUCGCGCGGGCAUACGACGCCGCCGCGCUCAAACCCUAUGCCGACAUGCUCGCCAACGCACUCAUAGCGACAGCUUGUUUUGAUCGAGAGAUCAAUUGCCGUCGAGCUGCAUCGGCGGCGUAUCAAGAAAAUGUGGGACGUCAUGGUAUGUUCCCGCACGGCAUCAAUGUGCUCACUACUGCUGACUUUCAAUCUGUGGGACCUAGGAACAAUGCUUAUCUUGUAAUAGCCCCACAGAUCGCUGAAUAUCCGGAGUACACACAGCCAUUGGUCGAUCAUCUGGUGGAGCUGAAAGUCGAUCAUUGGGACUGUGCCAUACGCGAACUUGCCGCCAAGGCAUUGAACAAACUAACGAUUAAGCUUCCGGAAUACAUGGCAGUGACAGUUUUACCAAAACUAUUAAAAAAGACGGAGUCUAUCGAUUUGAACGUACGACACGGAGCUAUACUGGCCAUAGGUGAAACUAUAUACGCAUUGUCACAAACAAAAUUGCCCAAUGGUAAAACAGCAGACAGCUUAAUAUCCGAGGACAUCUCGACAUCAGUACGUGAGCUGGUGGCGCGGUUGAGGUCCCGCCAGCAGUUCCGCGGUCUCGGAGGGGAACUGAUGCGGCAGGCUUGCUGCAACUGUAUAGCGUCGCUUUCGUUGGCCGCCGCACCUUACCACGGACACCCUAUUAUAGAUGAAUGGCUAAAUUUAAUUGAAGAAUGUCUAGCUCACGAAGUGCUAGCCAUAAGAGAGAAAGCAAUAAAAGCUCUGCCAUUGGUUUUCGAUCAGUAUCUUCGAGACGACCAAUUGGUGUAUGGUGAUAUGACAGCGAAAGAAAAACGCACUAAACUUAUGGAGAAGUACUGCGAGCAACUUAGGAACAGUGGAGUCAAUGGACUUGUGCUGAGAAUGGGAUACUCGCGAGCUGUUGGUGCUUUACCUAAGUUUUUGCUGACCGAACAUCUCCCGAUGGUCAUUCGUUCGCUGAUCGAAUGCACGAAAGUGACGGAAGCGACGCAGAAGUGGGCGGAGGCGCGUCGCGACGCCGUCAUAGGGCUGACCGAAGUGUGCCAGACGCAGGGGGUGCGGGGGGGCAUCGAGGAACACGUGGACGAUGUCGUGGCUGCACUCUUGGAGUGCUUAGCUGAAUACACUAUAGAUAUGAGGGGCGAUAUUGGCGCUUGGGUUCGGGAAGCCAGUAUGUCAGGUCUACUCGCGAUAUGUCGACAGUGUGCCGAAGAAGCCCCGCAGUUGAACUCUCCACAAAUUAUCAGAGACGUGAUGUGUGGCGUCGCGCAGCAAGCCGUCGAGAAAAUUGACCGAACCAGAGCCCACGCGGGACGGAUAUUCACAUCUCUCAUAUACAACGAUCCUCCGAUCUCGAACAUUCCGCAUCACGAAGCAUUGAAACGCAUAUUUCCGUCCGAAGAAGUCGAGCUGAAGCCGCAUCCUAAAGAUAUUGACGAUGAAAAAGAUCUGUUGACAAGCGAAAACUCAAACGUGGUGCUCUGGUUGUUCCCUGGACACACAAUGCCUAGAUUUGUUCAGCUAUUGAACUAUCCAGAUUACAGGUACAGUGUGAUAAAAGGACUGGUUGUCAGCGCCGGAGAGCUGACCGAGAGCUUGGUAAAACACACAACACAAUCUCUAUAUACGUAUCUGAACACGCUGCAUUCGGACAAGGAAAUGCUAAAGUCUAUUUGCGAGACGAUCAUCAAAGUUUUUGCCGAUAAUUUGCAUGUGAAACGCAUCACGGGACCGAUGUUCAACUUUUUGGAUCGAUUAUUGAGUUCAGGUUCCAUAUCUCCUAUCCUGGAAGAUCCACAGUCGACUUUCGCGAUGGACGUUCUCAAACAUCUGCAGUUGGAAUUACGAGGGGGCAAAAACAUAUACAAGCUGCUAGAUUCCAUAAAUGUCCUUUGUCAAUUAAUUCAGGUCGGAGGCGGCGUCUGCAGCAAGUCCCUGGGUCAGCUCGUCAUCUACCUGUGCUACGCGGACCGCUACGUGCGGCGGUGCGCGGCCGCCAGGCUCUACGAGGCGCUCACGCUCUACGGAGACGUGUGCUCCGUGCCGCAAGACAACAUAGACCAGGUGAUGUCCGUACUCGCUGAAACCGAUUGGGAGCAAGACGUUUCCAAACUGAGGCCCAUAAGGAACGAACUCUGCGAUCUGAUGGACAUCAAACGUCCCGUGAUGAAGCAAAAAUAACGUACAAUAAAGUGUUACUAUUUUAUUUAAAAUAUCAUUGACUGAAGAAGCGAGUAUUAUGUUCAUGACUUAUUAGUUGAGAAAGCGUUUUUUUUAUUAAACUUAACACUGUCGCGAAAUUAUCACUAUUAAUUGUUUAAUGAUACUUCCUAGAUGUGCUUUAUGAUGUGAUUUCCCUAGUAGGUUUAAAGCGGUCAUUGUUAGACUCUUAGAACUUGGUGUGCCAACAAAUCUCAAUAGUACCGAAAUUGUCAUCGAAAAUAAUGAGUUUUAUUAAAACAAAGGCUGAGAAUCGUAGAAGAUGCAUUCAUAGAUUGGAUCGUUUCAUUUCCUUGUAUCCAUAAAGUAUGUAUAAAGCAUUAGAGAAAUAUUAAACUAGAUGGUGUUGUCAGUUUUAAAAUACAAAUAUAUUUGAAACUUAAAAAUUUAAGAGUUACACUGCGAUAAUUUUCUUAUUGAUUAAGGUAAAAUUGUUGUUAGAUUAGUUAAUGAUCUUGAAGUGUUUAAUCUAGAGGUUUCACAAAACAAAUUGGGGAACGCAGUUAAUAAAUUAUCUUUAAAUAAUCUAUGUUUGAGAACAAAAUCCAAAGAAGCAGUCUUAAGUAUCAUCAGCAUUUUCUCCUUUCCGUUUCGAUCCGUCGAUAAAACGAAUUAUUCGCCCGUUUCUAAGUUAUGUCUGCAGGGUGAUGAAAUAUCUAGGGAGUAAGCACUCGAAGCGUAAUGAUUCUCGUUAAAAGAGAUUUUUUUAAAUAAAUUUAACUAAAUUAGUAGCUCUUACCUUUAAUAUGAUUUUACUUUAUGAAAUGAAACAUUACGGAGAGAGCAUUGGUUUGAAACGAAAGACAUUUUGUAAAAUUUCGGACUUUUUUUUGGAAAAUGAAGAUAUCUUUGUGAAAAACAUUUAUCAUAAAGCCGUGUGAAAUAAUCGCUAUUAUAACUACUGUAACAUUGAAUGUAAAUGACCUUCUUACAUAAGCAAUACGGAAUUAAAACUUAUUACGAACCUGCUCGCUAAUUAGCUUAUCUCUGACACGCUUUAUAGUCUUAAUAAAAUUAGUUUAUAAAUGUUAAUUACAAAAAUAUGAUGUAAAAUAUUAAAAAAUAACACGUGCUUUAACUGUAUUUAUCUAGAAGAUUCUCAUUUUUUUUUAUAAAUUGGAUGUGAAGAAAUGCAUUUAUUUUAUUUACUAUGUGCUGAAA